Messenger RNA from Trematomus bernacchii (emerald rockcod), 1830 nucleotides. Its product is annotated as myelin-oligodendrocyte glycoprotein-like. The record is from RefSeq and is a predicted model, not a curated record. The coding region runs from base 107 to 793 and encodes 228 amino acids. NCBI's taxonomy places the organism in Eukaryota, Metazoa, Chordata, Actinopteri, Perciformes, Nototheniidae. The transcript is spliced from 4 exons.
UCCUGGUCUUUGUUUAAAAAGCUCUGCCAGUAAAGCAUUAUACAUCCAUGCAGUAAGGGCUGUGGGGUUUUUUCGGUCUGUCUGCAGGAUUAUUACACACAUUAUUAUGGACUGUUAUGGGCUAUUUUACAGUGUUUCACCCUCGCCUGUAAAAUUACGCUUCAUCUUCGUCAUUUGGCUUUUUUCAUCCCUUGCUGCCGGUCAGCCUCAGGUGAUCGGUUCCCUUCAGCCAAUCAGAGCUGCUCCAGGUGAUGACAUCAUCCUCGCGUGCCACGUGGAGCCUCCGAUAGAUGUGUCAGGACUGACCGUUGAGUGGUCGAGGCCCGACCUGAAGCCGGACCCCAAAGACCGCCUGAGCAGAGUGGAUUACGUUCAUCUUUAUCGCGACAGAAGGGAAGUCACAGAUAUUAAGAUCUCGUCGUACGUGGGGCGCACGCUGCUGUCCACAGCGGGCCUGGGGAAAGGAGACAUAUCCCUCAAUAUCACCAACGUGACGCUUGAAGACGAGGGGAAAUUCAGAUGUUUCAUCCCGAAAUUAGAGGGUCAAAAAAAGUUUGCAAUCGUUAUUCUCGUUGUUGAGCAAAACUCCCCGACAACAGAGACACCACUGCAACCCAGAAAUCUCCAAACUCCUGAUCCUAAGGAAGAAACGGCCGAUAAAGGUGUGUCCAGUCGCAGCAAUGCGAUCCCAGUCAUAGUUUUCAGCUGCCUUUUGGGGAUCCUGUUUAUAGGAUUUUCAGUUUAUUUGGGUCGCAAACAUUUUCGAAAACCAGAAGUACCGAACAUGAUCUAAUUUAAUACUUGAAUAUAAAUCAGUUAUCAUUUCAUUGAUAAGUAUUCUCUGCUAGAAAACAUAUACUUUCUUCCUGUAUGUGAAAAGGAGACAGUUGAAUACUUAUUUAUUAUUCAUUUGCCCUGAAGCUCAUGUCUAGUGUACAUUGGUAGAUUUUGCUUCACAGAAAUUAUAAUACGCACUACGGAAAUGAACCUCUCCCACUACUGCAGAAGGAUAGCACUAAGUUGAAUUCAAUUUGACCCUGAUGUGGAAAGUUUUUAUACAACAUGAUAAAGGUGAUCAUUUCAAGCAAUCUUGGUAUUUCCAAGAAGCUUUAUCAUGCGCCUUCAGCAGGACAUACACAGAAAGGUCCAUUUGAACUCUGCUCUUGGUGUUUGAUGCUCUCUUAAAGUGCCUAAAUACUUCAGUAAGUACUUGUUCAUGACUCCUUUAAUUUCCCUUGAUUUUUUUCAGUUGUUAUUUAAGUAUUGAAUACAUGUUCAAUGUGUGUGUAGCAUGAGGGUGGGGCAGCUUAUAAUUUAUUUAUUGUGUUGUUAUAAAUGUUCUAACAAUGACUGAUUUGUAUUCUAAAAUGUUCCAAAGAGGCUGGACCUGUUUAUUUUUUCCACUUUACAUAAUUUUGUAAAGGUUCUUUCUGUGUGCAGUGUUUUGCUCUGUGUGUAAAAAUAAUCAGCAUAGCGUUAAACGUUACCUGUUCACGCUGUUUAACGAGGUAUUGUUCAUCUUUUAAGUUAUUUUUGGAUGUAUUUAAGUUAUUCCGUUAGUGUUUUCAAUCAUUAUCCAAGACUUUAUCCAAUGUUACUUGAGAUUGUUUCAAAAUGAGUUCAUUUGUUACGACAUUUUGAAGUAUAACCUUUGUGACCACAUAAUAGUUGCCAAAUAAAAACAGUGUGUUUGCAUCAUGUGUGCUGUUGGUAAUAUCUGUGCGGGAGUUCAGUGUUUACUCAACAAGGGAAAGGUCUUUUAAGCUGACAGUAGAUCUAACCCUCCUUAUCGUAUUUAUGUAUGUGUUUAUUAUAAAACAGUCAUUUACU